CGCCGGCGGAGGUGAUGAGGGUUCUCGUGCGGCGCUGCUGGGGACACCUGCCAGCUGGUGGCGGCGCGGGCGGGAGAUCGGGACCCCAGUGGCGAGCGCUGUCUGGGCUCGGCGGGUCCCCUGGCGGGGAGGAUGGCGGGGGCACCCGAGUCCGCGAGAAGCCGCCCUGGCGGGUGCUCUUCUUCGGCACGGACCAAUUCGCCCGCGAGACGCUGCGGGCGCUGCACGCCGCCAGGGAAAACAAAGAGGAAGAAUUAAUCGAAAAAUUGGAGGUGGUUACAGUACGUUCCCCAUCACCAAAAGGACUACCCGUGAAGCAAUAUGCUCUCCAAUCUCAGCUUCCAGUGUAUGAGUGGCCAGAUGUGGGAUCUGCAGAAUAUGAUGUUGGAGUGGUUGCUUCAUUUGGCCGACUUUUGAGUGAGGCUCUUAUUCUUAAAUUUCCCUAUGGCAUAUUGAAUGUCCAUCCCAGUUGCCUCCCGAGGUGGCGUGGUCCAGCCCCUAUCAUCCAUACCGUGCUUCACGGAGACACAGUUACUGGAGUGACAAUUAUGCAAAUAAGACCGAAAAGAUUUGAUGUAGGUCCGAUUCUCAAACAGGAAACCAUUCCUGUGCCACCCAAAAGCACCGCAAAGGAAUUGGAAGAAGUGCUGUCUCGACUGGGUGCCAACAUGCUUAUUUCAGUUUUGAAAAAUUUGCCUGAAAGUUUGAACAAUGGAAGGCAGCAGCCACCUGAGGGGUUGACAUACGCCCCUAAGAUUUCUGCUAGUACCAGCUGUAUAAAAUGGGAAGAACAAACUUCAGAGGAAAUAUUCAGACUUUAUCGUGCCAUUGGAGAUAUAAUUCCAUUGCAGACGCUCUGGAUGGAGAAUACCAUCAAACUUCUGGAUUUGGUAGAAGUUAAUAGUUCAGUCCUCACUGAUCCAAAAUCAACAGGGCAGGCUGUUAUUCCAGGAUCCAUAAUAUACCACAAACAGUCACAAAUACUGCUGGUUUGUUGCAAGGAUGGCUGGAUUGGUGUUCAAUCAGUGAUGCUCAAGAAAACACUAACAGCUACCGAUUUCUACAAUGGAUAUUUGCACCCCUGGCACCAGAAAAAUCCCCAAGCUCAUCCAAGCCAAUGCAGAUUUCAGACUCUCAGACUUCCAACAAAGCAGCAGCAGAAAGGAAAAAAAAAUUGUUGCUAUGCAACAGUGCAUUAAGUAGUUAGGAAGAAGAUGGACAAGACCAAUUACAUAUUCGUAAUUUAUUAAAAGCCUUAUUUACAAGGAAUUACCUUAAUUUUCAAAGAAGAUGACACUGUUGGAGGAAGAGAAGAUUAUUGUCAAAAAGAUGAAUUACCUCACUUCCCUCUUCUUGUUUAACAGUAAUUAAAAAAACUUUUCUACUUGAAUAACAAAAGACACUUUAAAUAAAAUUUUUAUUUAUAAUAUCAAACUCAAGGAGACUGUAUCUUCCCCUAAGAGCAAGUGCAACUGACUGGUAUACAUAUGUAUACUGAAGAGAGGUUCUUUAGAAAGUACUUCUAUUGAAUUUUUAAAAUCUAUGUCCCCAUUGACUAUGAUUUUAGGAGUAUUUCAUCUGAAUUUCUAAUUUUCAAUGGAUAUUUGCUCUAGUAAAUAAAGUAGUAAAGUAGUAAAGUCA
Rhinolophus ferrumequinum (greater horseshoe bat) is the source of this 1641-nucleotide messenger RNA. RefSeq names its product mitochondrial methionyl-tRNA formyltransferase (gene MTFMT). The record is from RefSeq and is a predicted model, not a curated record. Gene Ontology annotation, molecular function: methionyl-tRNA formyltransferase activity. Gene Ontology annotation, biological process: biosynthetic process; conversion of methionyl-tRNA to N-formyl-methionyl-tRNA. The transcript is spliced from 9 exons. NCBI's taxonomy places the organism in Eukaryota, Metazoa, Chordata, Mammalia, Chiroptera, Rhinolophidae. Gene Ontology annotation, cellular component: mitochondrion. The coding region runs from base 15 to 1199 and encodes 394 amino acids.